AUUAGAGUUGCAGGCAGGACAGGUAACAUAUACUGUAUUAUGAGCCUUCCAGGAGAGCAAGGACACAUCACCGCCCCCUCCUCUCAGCGACCCCUCCUGGGCUCAUAGUUCAAGCUAAUCAUUGACAGCACUUUUACAAUCCACUUGUACAGAGGAGUUGCUGAGAUAAGACGGUGCAGCAGCAGCAGCAGCAGCAGGAGUCGGGCAGGAGGCAGCUGAAGGGUCGGGCAGACGCGACUUGAAUGGAACUGUCGCUACAUGAAAGGAAAGAGCCAGAGAGGGCACAAUGGGGGGCUUGUGGCAGGCGGGAUUCUUGCUUUUGCUGCCUAUAAGUUUUGUGUGUGAAGUGACAGGCAGCCCCGGGGAAGGCAGGAGUGUAUGGGGAAGAAACCAUUCCUUGCACCCCACAAAGCAAAGUCAGCUCUUCACAUAUGGCACUUUCCCUUCAGACUUCAUGUGGGGUGUGGGGAGCUCGUCUCUGCAGAUGGAGGGCGAUCACUCCAACAGGGGACAGUCUAUUUGGGACACAUCGCUGAGAGAGCCCGAGUCUUGGUUAGAGAUCAGCAGCAGCAACACCCAGCAGCAGCAGCCCACUGACAGCACCCCCGGACUGGCACAGACCAUCCUACCAGCCUUGCAGUUUCUCGGGGUGAAUUUUUACCACUUCUCUCUUUCCUGGCCCAGACUGUUCCCAGAGGGGAGCGGGACCCCCAGCGAUGACGGGGUGCGAUAUUACAACAAUAUGAUCAACCUGCUGAUCAGUAAGAAUGUGAUGCCCGUGAUCACUCUGUACCACUGGGACUUACCAGCUGCCAUCCAGGAGAGGCACGGAGGCUGGCCCAACGAAACUGUCAUCCACCUGUUUCAUGACUAUGCCAAGUUCUGCUUUCACCGCUUUGGGGAUAGGGUGAAAUACUGGAUCACAAUGCACAAUCCCUACCUGAUAGCCUGGCAUGGCUAUGGCACAGGCCUCCACGCACCUUGGAAAAAGUCGGACAUGCGGGUGGUUUCUCUAGUGGCGCAUAAUCUCAUCAAGGCUCAUGCUAUGGUUUGGCACACCUAUAACUCACAUUUUCGCCAACUUCAGAAAGGCUUCCUAUCAGUAACACUGGGAUCCCACUGGGUCAAACCAGCAAACAGCACGAUAGAGCAAUGCCAGGAGUCCAUUGAAGCUGUUCUUGGGUGGUUUGCCAAACCUAUCCACUACGAUGGCGACUACCCAGAGAGCCUCAAGACAAAACACCACUCCAUUUUACCAAACUUCACAGAAGAGGAGAAAGCUUUUGUCAAAGGGACAUCAGACUUCUUUGCACUCUCCUUCGGAUCGAACAACUUCAAUGUGUCAAACAAUGCCAAUUCACUAAACCUGAGGGGAAUAUUGAGCUGGAUUAAGGUGGAAUACGACAAUCCUAGAAUUCUCAUCAUGGAAAAUGGCUGGUUUUCAGACGGCCCUGUCAGAACAGAAGACACAGUGAUUGUAUAUAUGAUGAAGAAGUUUAUCAACGAUGUCCUUCAAGCUAUUAAACAUGAUUCUGUAAAUGUGUUUGGAUACACCGCCUGGUCCCUGGCAGAUGCAUUUGAAUGGCACAAUGGCUACAAACUCAGACGUGGAUUAUUCUAUGUUGAUUUUCACAACAAAGAUAAACAGAUGAUUCCCAAGUCCUCAGCAUUCUACUACCAGCAGGUUGUUCAAGAGAAUGGCUUCCCCCAGGUUGACUCGGCCUCGGAAGUGUUUGGUCAGUUCCCAUGUGACUUUAACUGGGGGGUAACAGAAUCUGUUCUAAAGGCUGAAUCAAACCCCUCAUCGCCCCAGUUCAUUGACCGCCAGUUGUAUGUGUGGAAUAUAACUGGAGAUGGCAUCCUGCAUGCAGUAAAAGGAGUGAAGUUGAAGACCCGUCCCGCCCAGUGCACCGACUUUACCAGUAUCAGGAAGCAAAUAACAAUGCUGAUAAGAAUGAAAGUCACACACUACAAAUUUGCUCUCAACUGGUCUUUGAUUCUACCCAAAGGAGAUUUGUCUGUAAUUAACUGGGGAGUACUGAGGUAUUAUAGGUGCGUGGUAGAAGAGGCAUACCUUCAUGGGAUCAAGACUAUGGUCAUGCUUUACUACCCAACUCAUAAUUCUUUGAACCUUCCAGGACCUUUACUGCAAAAUGGAGGAUGGUUAAACAAAACCAUAACUCAAGCAUUCGCUGACUAUGCUGAGCUUUGCUUUCGGGAAAUGGGGGACUUGGUAAAGCAAUGGAUCACUGUUAAUGAGCCAAGCAAGCUGGGGCAGUUAUACAGAAGUAGUAAUAUGUCUUACCAGGCUGUGCACAAUGUACUCAUAGCUCACGCUAUGGCUUGGCACACAUAUGACAAAAAGUAUAGAUCCAUUCAACAUGGCUACGUUUCAGUAGCUCUUCAUGCAGACUGGGCCGAACCGGCUAACCCCUUCAUCAAAUCCCAUUCUGAAGCUGCAGAAAGAUUCCUAGAUUUUAAUAUUGCCUGGCUGGCAGAACCGAUUUUUGGCUCUGGUGACUAUCCAGUUCACAUGAGGCAGUACAUAAACGCCAAGAGACAAAGGGGACUGUCCAGUUCUUUCUUGCCUCACUUCACACAAGAAGAAAAGCUCCUGGUUAAAGGAUCGGCUGAUUUCUUUGCCCUUAAUCAUUUCACCUCGUGGCUGGUGCGCCAUCAGCCCCUCAUCGAUUUCGACCAAGACAUCAAACCUUUUACUGACGUGACAUGUUUACAUUCUCCAGGCAAACUGGCAGUCGUUCCCUCUGGGAUGACAAAGCUACUGAAAUGGAUAAAAAGAAAUUAUGGAGACACCCCAAUCUAUAUCACAGCAAAUGGAAUUGACGACCAUGCACCCGAGAAUGAUGAGAUACGAAUAUAUUAUCUGCAACAAUACAGCAGACAUUUGUUACAAGCCUACCGUGAAGAAAAUAUAAACCUGAGAGGUUACUAUGCCUUUAAACUGACUGAUUCUGCAGUACCGCGUUACGGCUUUUACAGCUCUACAAUGAAAGCCAAGCCUUCCGUGGACGCUUAUAGUGCAAUAAUCAGCAGGAAUGGCUUUCUACUGGAUCCGUCCUAUAACAAAUGUGUAAAGACUAGCAGUGGAGCUCAAUGUUCAUUCUGUGAGUUUUUGGAACAGAGGAAAGCCCUAAUAUUCUUCUGCUGUUGCCUCUUUUCCACCACUGUCCUUCUACUGACUGUUACCAUUACACGGAAAUACAAAAAGAGACGCAGAAAACUGCGUGCAGAGAAGAGAAAGCAGUUGGUCUUUGUUCUACCCAGAAGGAAAGACAGUUUCAGCCACUACUGAGCACAAGCCUCAAUGGAACUAAUGUAUAUCUCCCAAUUCACUCCAUUUGUUCUAGUACUUUAUAUGAUUCGGGACUUUGCCUCGUUAAAUAUGUUUUCUCGGCUAAUUUGCAAUCAAAAUAUCAUUACCGGAUCUCAUUGUAGAAUGUAGAUUUGGAUAUAAACCUCACCAUGGGGCAGGAAAGGCAGUGGGACAAUCUCACUGGCCCCUAAACCUAAGCUUGGGUAUGAAUGCAUUUGUCAUAAUGAAACAUUGCAUUAUGGCAGUUUGUGCAAUAAUUAUUAGAUGUUAUUAGUUUCUUGGCCAUUCUCAGUCUGCAUAUAAGACAAUAGGUAUCUGCUCGUCCUCGCUUGGAUCUAUCACGAAAAUGAAAAUUUAAUAUGAGCUUCCUCAUGCUAAAAUGAGAAAUCGUCUAAAUCGUCUAAAUACAAUCAAUUAAAAAUUUUGCAUUGUUUCUGAAAUAAUCAAGUUU
Molecule: messenger RNA, 3785 nt
Organism: Xenopus laevis (African clawed frog)
Lineage: Eukaryota; Metazoa; Chordata; Amphibia; Anura; Pipidae
Gene: klb.L
Product: klotho beta L homeolog
Exons: 5
Coding region: 287-3313 (1008 amino acids)
Biological process (GO): carbohydrate metabolic process
Molecular function (GO): hydrolase activity, hydrolyzing O-glycosyl compounds
Source: RefSeq, a predicted model, not a curated record